UGGACAGCUGACGCCACUCCGCCGCGUCCCCGGUUCUGGCUACGUGUAAUUCAGGGGAAAAAUGGCAGAUAGAAAAAAUAAUAAUGUCCCCAACAGUAGUGCGAAUUUACUGUUCAGCGCUGCUCCGGAGUUUAACUUCAACCUGCCGUUUAUGCCGGUGAGCCAGGCCACCGGGCCGGCGGUGCUGUCAGGAGGUGAGAGGAAGCAGAGACCGAGGAAAUGUUUAAAGCUCGAAACAUUUUAUUGUGAUAAUAUGGUUUAUCUGGAGAAAAUUGACAGUUAUCUGAUGCCUCCUCCCACUCAUUUUCAAGGGGCUCCGGCCUCCACCGCCGGAGCUGUGGUUCCUGCAGGUCCAAUGAUGCAGUACAACUACAACAUCUACGAACAAGUUCAGCCUCACUGGUUCUACUGCAAGCAGGUGGAGUCAAAGAGCGUCUGGUUUCCUCUGAGCAUUAUUGACUCGCUUCAGCUCGAGGAGACGUACAACUCAGUUCAACCUGACCCAGAAAAUGUGGUGGUACGCACAGACGGGGGGCGUUACGAUGUGCACCUUUAUGACCGCAUCCGCACCGCAGUCUACUGGGAGGAGGAGCCCACAGAGGUCCGGCGCUGCACCUGGUUCUAUAAGGGCGACAAGGACAGUCGCUUCGUUCCGUAUUCGGAGGAGUUUAGUGAAAAACUGGAGGCAGAAUAUAAAAAAGCUGUAUCUACUAACCAGUGGCAUCGGAGACUGGAGUUUCCAUCCGGAGAGACGAUCGUGAUGCACAAUCCAAAGGUCAUAGUGCAGUUUCAGCCCUCCUCCAUUCCAGACGAGUGGGGCACCACUCAGGACGGGCAGACGAGGCCGCGGGUGGUGAAGAGAGGGAUUGAUGAUGACCACGAUGAAGUGCCUGAUGGUGAGCUUCCCACAGUGGAUCAUCUGGUGUUUAUGGUCCACGGCAUCGGCCCUGUUUGCGACCUGAGGUUCAGGAGCAUGAUCGAGUGCGUGGAUGACUUCCGGAGCGUGUCCCUGAAGCUGCUGCACAGUCACUUUAAGAAGUCGCUGGACGAACACGCCAUCAGCCGGGUGGAGUUCCUUCCUGUCCAGUGGCACACGGCUCUGCAUGGCGAUGCCACGGGGGUAGACAGGAGGAUAAAAAAGAUCACCCUACCCAGCACCGGACGUUUGCGUCACUUUACAAACGAGACUCUGCUGGACGUCCUUUUCUACAACAGUCCAACUUACUGCCAGACCAUCAUGGACACCGUAGCUCUGGAGAUCAACCGGCUCUACGCUCUGUUUAUGAAGAGGAACCCCGACUACAGGGGAGGAAUAUCAGUGGCCGGACACAGCUUGGGAUCUCUGAUUCUCUUCGAUCUGCUCUCCAAUCAGAAAACCGUCUCGCCAGCGCUGAUGAUGCCACCCAUGCCUGCUACUAACGGAGAUGCCAAACAGGUGAUGGCUCCUACGUCACAGACGGACAGCGCUGUCAGUCCUGCUGCUGGGGAGGAGCCGGCCAAAGAGGACGAGGAAGAGUUUGAGGACCUCGCCGCCAUGCUGCAACAUCUGGGGCUCUCUGAAUACAAGAGCAUCUUUGAUCAGGAGAAGAUUGACGAAGAAUCCUUCCUCAUGUGCACGAUGGAGGACCUGAAAGAGAUGGACAUCCCACUGGGUCCUCGGAAGAAAAUGGCCAAGUUUGUGAAGGAGCGGUUGAGCAGACAGGCUGCACGCCAAGCUGCCCAAGAGAAGAAAGCAGAGAUGAAGGAGGGUCAGGCUGCGGUGCCUCAGCCAGCGUCUGAAGAUCCUGCUGGAAGCGCCGCACCGAAGCCACCGGCGGCCGGCUCCGUCUCCUCUGUCCACGUCAACUACAACUACUUUGAAGUUGGAACUGGACAAGUUUCUGUGAUCUACCACAGCCUGGACUUUGAGCCGGUGAACUUCUUCGCUCUGGGUUCUCCAAUCGGUAUGUUCCUGACGGUCAGAGGGCUGGAGAAGAUCGACGAGACGUACCAGCUGCCCACCUGCAAGGGGUUCUUCAACAUCUAUCACCCGUUGGACCCGGUGGCGUACAGAAUCGAGCCCAUGAUCGUCCCAGACCUGGACCUGAAACCCGUUCUAAUCCCACACUACAAAGGAAGGAAGAGGCUUCAUCUCGAGCUGAAGGAGAGCCUCUCCAGGAUGGGCUCAGACCUGAAGCAGGGCGUCAUCAGCUCCCUGAGGAGCGCCUGGCAGACGCUCAACGAGUUCGCUCGGGCGCACACCUCAUCCACCCUGCAGGCCGAGCUGGCCAUCGUGGCCAACCAGAUCGAAGAGGAGGAGAAGCACGUGCACGAAGAGCAUAAACUCCCGGAGAGUCUUGAGCUGCAAAGAGAAGACGAGCCGCAGGUGAAGAUCGGGAUGCUGAACGGAGGGAACCGGAUCGACUACGUGCUGCAGGAGAAGCCCAUCGAGAGUUUCAACGAGUAUCUGUUUGCCCUGCAGAGUCAUCUCUGCUACUGGCAAUCCGAAGACACGGCGCUGCUUCUCCUCAAGGAGAUCUACAAAACCAUGGGGAUCCACCCUGAGCAGCCGGCCCAUUAAUGCUCCGAUUCUUCCGUCUGGUUUAAUCUGCCAUUUCAAGAAGAUUUUUUUUUUCUAUUUUUUAUCGAAGUAGUUUAUUUUACCCAGAUGAAUAAUAUGUUUGUAUUAUUCAAUGGUCUUAAAUUAAGAAACAUGAAUGAGCUGGUAGAUUCAUGUUUAUUACAUUUUAUAGCCAAUAUGCAUCUGGUGGUCGACUAGAAAUAUGUACCAUAAUGAUCAAAAGGAAUAUGAAGUUAAUGCUUGUAAGUUAUUUCAUGGACAAAUCUUCACAAUAAACUCAUCUUGCUCAAUUUUUUUUAUUGUUCAGCUUUAACUGUUGUGUUCUGCAGAGAGGAAGACAUUUUUUUAUUUUAUCUUCUCCUGUCAAGCAAGAAGACCUCAUGACAAUCUAGAAAAGCUGCAGAACAAGCAGUAAACGGUUGUAAAUAAUUACAGUACAGGAUGCAAAUGCAAGAACUACCUGAUAUAUUU
Cyprinodon variegatus (sheepshead minnow) is the source of this 3031-nucleotide messenger RNA. RefSeq names its product SEC23 interacting protein (gene sec23ip). Gene Ontology annotation, molecular function: metal ion binding; protein binding. NCBI's taxonomy places the organism in Eukaryota, Metazoa, Chordata, Actinopteri, Cyprinodontiformes, Cyprinodontidae. Gene Ontology annotation, cellular component: COPII-coated ER to Golgi transport vesicle. The record is from RefSeq and is a predicted model, not a curated record. The coding region runs from base 62 to 2560 and encodes 832 amino acids. The transcript is spliced from 18 exons.